This is a messenger RNA of Malaclemys terrapin pileata, 2372 nucleotides long. It is a transcript of the gene FBXL16, whose product is annotated as F-box and leucine rich repeat protein 16. The record is from RefSeq and is a predicted model, not a curated record. The coding region runs from base 105 to 1616 and encodes 503 amino acids. The transcript is spliced from 6 exons. Gene Ontology annotation, cellular component: SCF ubiquitin ligase complex. NCBI's taxonomy places the organism in Eukaryota, Metazoa, Chordata, Testudines, Emydidae. Gene Ontology annotation, molecular function: protein binding. Gene Ontology annotation, biological process: SCF-dependent proteasomal ubiquitin-dependent protein catabolic process.
GUUUCUUCUCCUGAUGCUGUUCUGCACAUGAAAGGAGGAGCAGCUCCCGAGGAGGCAUGGCAUGAGCUGGAAGCAGCCGCUGGAGGUAAGAGUGACCGUAGAAGAUGUCGAACCAGAGUACUGGUGACACCAAGCCCCCAUGUUUACCCCGGAAUGGACUAGUGAAGAUCCCCAACCAGCCCAAUGGACUUGGCUCUGCCAGCAUCACCAAAGGGACACCAGCAGUGAAAAACCGGCUGUGCCAGCCUUCUUCCAUGCCUGCUAUCAUCAGCCCAGCCUUAUCCAAUCACAGUGACCUUCCCAUACCCAGUCUGGCAUCACCACUGUCCUUGGCAACUCUGGCAGGGGUGCCGUCCCCUUCUGGCACCUCCAUGGUGGGACUGAACUUGAGUGAGGCCUCCUCGACAAAUGAGCACCCCUCCCCAGAGAGGCACCCUGGCUCCCCCACGGAAAGGCAGCUUGCUGUGGAUGAGAAGAUCCUCAACCGUUUGUUCUGGUACUUUUCAGCCUGUGAGAAAUGUGUCCUGGCCCAGGUGUGUAAGGUGUGGAGGCGGGUCCUGUACCAGUCCAAGUUCUGGGUAGGCCUGACACCAGUGCUGCACACCAAAGAGCUCUACAAUACCCUGCCCAGUGGUGAGAAGGAGUUUGUUAACCUCCAGGGCUUUGCUGUCCGGGGCUUUGACAGCUUUUGUCUGGUGGGGGUCUCAGACCUGGACAUUUGUGAAUUCAUUGACAACUACCCCCUGUCCAAGAAAGGGGUGAAGUCCAUGAGCCUUAAGAGAUCGACCAUCACGGAUGCAGGGCUCGAGGUGAUGCUGGAGCAGAUGCAGGGCGUGGUGCGCCUGGAGCUCUCUGGCUGCAAUGACUUCACAGAAGCCGGACUGUGGUCAAGCCUGAACGCUCGCAUCACCUCCUUGAGCAUCAGCGACUGCAUCAAUGUGGCUGACGAUGCCAUCGCCGCCAUCUCCCAGCUGCUGCCCAACCUGACUGAGCUCAAUCUGCAGGCCUACCAUGUGACGGACACAGCCUUGGCCUACUUCACUGCCAAGCAGGGCUACACCACCCACACCCUGCGCCUCAGCUCCUGCUGGGAGAUCACCAACCAUGGGGUGGUCAACAUGGUGCACAGCCUGCCCAACCUGAGUGUGCUGAGUCUCUCUGGCUGUUCCAAGGUGACUGAUGAUGGGGUGGAGCUCGUGGCUGAGAACCUGCGGAAGCUAAGGAGCUUGGACCUGUCAUGGUGCCCUCGGAUCACUGACAUGGCCCUGGAGUAUAUCGCCUGUGACCUGCAUAAACUGGAGGAGCUCGUGCUUGACAGGUGUGUGCGGAUUACAGACACUGGACUCAGUUACUUAUCCACCAUGUCAUCCCUUAGGAGCCUGUAUCUCCGCUGGUGCUGCCAGGUGCAAGACUUUGGCCUGAAGCAUCUCCUGGGCAUGAGAAGUUUGCGCCUGUUGUCUCUUGCUGGCUGCCCGCUGCUGACCACCACUGGGCUCUCAGGCCUUGUCCAACUUCAAGACCUGGAGGAGCUGGAGCUGACCAACUGUCCUGGCGCCACCCCUGAGCUGUUCAAGUAUUUCUCCCAGCACCUGCCGCACUGCAUGGUGAUCGAAUAAGCAGCCCCAACCUUUGGAGCUGUCUCCUUCAAUCCCAACCCAACACUGAUCAACCAACCAGAGUUAUCAUUUUGUUUUAAUUUUAUGUUUUGGGAGAGAUGCUAACGACGCUGUUGAUUUAAAUCACCCACCAUGUGUACAGCAAUCAAGAGUUAGUUAAUCACAACAACGCAUUGGAUGAGGACACCUAGAGAGAGGGAUAUAUGCUGUCUCCAUAGAGAUGGGCAUCCAUCUGUUCCAUAAGACGCAAUCUCCUGCAAGAAUCUCUCUGCAAAGUUUGUAAAUUUUCCAUGCCUCCAUCAUCACUCAUCUUCUUUGUAAUGGUCUGUCCUGAAAAAAAAAAUUAUUUAAAAAUCACAGCUAAACAAAAUACCAACAAAAAAUGAGCGAACAAAACAAAGCGAAUGAAUUACCACGAUUAGAGAGUUGGGGCAGGUUGGCACGGUUUUAUGUCCUGCGUGGUGUCCCCCCUCAGUGCUGGAUCCCAUGUGGUUUCUGCCCAAUGUCUCAUGUCACAGCAGUUAGAAGUUCCUUCUGAGACCCCCACACUUCUGUGGGGCUUGGUGGUGAGUCUGGGGGAGGGGCCUAAUUGGAGCCUCUCCCCAUUCUGGAUGGUUGAAACCAGUGUUUCCAUCAUGGCAUAUGUUGGCAGGAGCUGAGCCAGAAAGCUAAGAAGAGAAGAGGAGAAUCCUGAGGGACAGAGAGACUCGAAGGAGAAAGGAUGAAAUUCCUGAUGCCGUGUGUUUGCUCUGUCUC